GAGCCACAGGCAGCAGAACCAUAGUCGAAGAGGUUAAGAAUAGUUUAAGAUGGAGUAUGAUGAUGAGAAGUACAAUCUAUUCCUUGAGCUCUAUAACGAGUCCUCUAAUGAGUCCUCCACUUAUGUGACUGACGAGCUUGUCACCCUGUGCCAGACGGUCGACGUGAACAAGUUUGGUGCCACAUUCAUGCCCUUGUUCUACCACAUUAACUUCCUUUUGAGCAUCCUGGGAAAUGGCCUGGUGCUGUGCAUCAUAUACAAGUAUGAAAAACUCAACACCGUCACCAACAUCUUCCUCCUCAACCUGGUCUUCUCCGACAUCCUGUUUGCCUGCAGCCUGCCUUUCUGGGCCACCUACUACUCCACAGAAUGGAUAUUUGGACGGGCACUGUGCAAGAUCGUGGGGAGCAUGUUCUCUAUCGGGUUCUACAGCUCCAUUCUCUUCCUCACCCUCAUGACCUUUGACCGCUACCUGGCAGUAGUGCAUGCCAUCACAGCAGCCAAGAGCCGCAGAAAGCUGUAUGCCUGCAGUCUGUCAGCCGCUGUGUGGUUUAUCAGCAUCCUGGCAGGCCUUAAAGAGCUGGUGCUGUAUGAUGUGCGGAAGGACCAUUCUUUGGGCUACAUGUGUGAGGAAAUGGGUUCCUCCAAGGCCGUCAUGACCAAAUGGAAGUUGUUUGGCUAUUACCAGCAAUUUCUGAUCUUCUUUCUGCUCCCCCUGCUCAUGGUGCUGUACUGCUACAUUCGAAUUACCGUCCGGAUCAUGUCUACUCGCAUGAAAGAAAAGUGCCGUGCGGUCAAGCUCGUCUUCGUGAUCAUCUUCACUUUUUUCAUUUGCUGGACUCCAUACAACGUUGUCAUUCUGCUACGCGCUUUCCAUAUUUCCCGCGACCCGGACAUUUGUUUCGAAGCUCUAAACUACGCUCUGUACGUGACGCGUAACGUGGCCUACUUCUAUUGCUGCGUGAGCCCCGUGUUCUACACCUUCGUAGGAAAGAAGUUCCAGAGCCAUUUCAGGAAACUGGUGUCCAAACGCAUCCCGUGUCUGAAGACCACCCUCCUGACCAGCCAGAGCUCAAGGACCACGUCGCAGAGAAGUCCAUACACCAACUGUGACUACUAGAAAGCAGACCUGCCUUACAAAACGAAAUAGGUCUGCAGACAGAUUGCUUUACCUGUUACUUGGAGUUUACAUUUUUCGGAGACUGUUCCAAAUGAAUGUUGGAUGAGAAUUUGUGUGGGAAGUAAAUCCUUGUAAAAUUUCAGUAGGCCUAGGCGAUAUACUGCAAUGAUGCGAGUUUGCAAAAGCGCUGAAGUUGUAGCCCAUGCAAGUUAAUGUGUGGGGCAUUCAGGUGAGUGUGGACUGUGGCAGCUGACUUUUACAGUAGGUCUAUUAGACGAUUUUAUGAUUGCAUGAUUUUUUCAGGUGACGAAGUUCUCAGAAUGUACUGUUUUUGUUGCGGCUUGCCUUGCUUCUUUAAAUAUAUUUAGGCUAUGCAUUAAAACAAAGUAAAGCAUGGAAAUACAAGGAAUUUAGUGUGUAUCUCUUUGUGUAUUGUGUUCUAACCACAAAUAAACAUUUUCAAAACACAA
This is a messenger RNA of Osmerus eperlanus (European smelt), 1590 nucleotides long. RefSeq names its product chemokine (C-C motif) receptor 12a (gene ccr12a). Gene Ontology annotation, biological process: G protein-coupled receptor signaling pathway; immune response; cell chemotaxis. The record is from RefSeq and is a predicted model, not a curated record. Bases 50 to 1120 code for a protein of 356 amino acids. Gene Ontology annotation, molecular function: C-C chemokine receptor activity; C-C chemokine binding. Lineage: Eukaryota; Metazoa; Chordata; Actinopteri; Osmeriformes; Osmeridae. The transcript has 2 exons. Gene Ontology annotation, cellular component: membrane; external side of plasma membrane.